AUGUCGCCUUCAGUAGUCUCAAAUCGGGCCUCAGACUUCUCGCUUGCCCCAUCGAAGCCCUCAGCGCCCUCCGCCACCCUCCGCACCCUCCUACUCUCUCCACCUUCGCUGUCAUCGCAUCCAGAAAGAUUAGAGAAUGUGCUCGCUGCUCAUGAUAGAACCACGACAGAUAUCCAGAUGCUUGAUCGCUUAUCACUUGCUCUAGUAUCACUUCCUGAGUCUACAUACGAUGUGAUACUUUUGCUGGCAGGCGUCCCGGACCAACAGCAGGAAACUAGCGAUCUACUCUCACAGGUAGUUCUCCAAAGGGUAGUCAAGUCAUUGAAACCAGGAGGAAAAAUACAAGGCCAAUGGGGAAGAUUCCCUGACAAUGAGAACCAACGGAGAGAAGCAAUCCUUUCAGGUCUAGUUAUCGAGGGCAACGAAAUGACGAGGCCUUUGCAUGACACACGAUCAGUUCCCCUAAGACUUGGUAAGAAGAAUAACACAAAAGCAACAACUAACGCCGCCGGAACCGGAGCUGUGACCUUGAACAUUAACGGUAAAAGGAAGAACGGACCCUUGACUGGAACAAUCCCGGCCGGCGUAGGGUUCGUGGACUUUAGUGAUGACCUGGGGGAGCCCGACGUCGACGCUCAAGACUCUGAUGACGAGCUGAUUGAUGAAAACGCUCUGUUGGAUGAAGAGGACAUGAAGCGACCAGUCGUCCAACCCCCAGAGUGUCGGCCUAAGAACGAAGCUGAGGACCAAGUCAAACGCUCGAAUGCCGACUCACAGCUUGCUAAGUUGACAGCCGAUGAUCUAGCUGAAGUUGAUUUCACCGUGCAGGGGAAGGUUGGAAGUUGUGGAAACUGUGCCCUUGGAGAUGCCUUUCGCUGCGACGGGUGUCCAUACAUUGGCUUACCUGCUUUCAAGCCUGGCGAAGAAGUCAGGAUCCUCAAUGAUGACGUACAACUUUGA
This is a messenger RNA of Bacidia gigantensis, 960 nucleotides long. RefSeq lists its product as uncharacterized. Gene Ontology annotation, molecular function: iron-sulfur cluster binding. Gene Ontology annotation, biological process: iron-sulfur cluster assembly. Gene Ontology annotation, cellular component: cytoplasm. The record is from RefSeq and is a predicted model, not a curated record. Lineage: Eukaryota; Fungi; Ascomycota; Lecanoromycetes; Lecanorales; Ramalinaceae. Bases 1 to 960 code for a protein of 319 amino acids. The transcript has 3 exons.